AUGGAGGUGGAAAAUCAGACUCGAGUUACCAGGUUUAUCCUGGUGGGGUUCCCCGGGAGUUUGGGCAUGCGUACUGCAGUAUUCCUCAUGUUCCUGGUGUCCUAUGUGCUGACAGUGACUGAAAAUGUGAUCAUCAUCCUUCUUGUCCAGCAGAAUCGGACACUGCACAAGCCCAUGUACUUCUUUCUGGCCAACCUGUCAUUUCUGGAGACCUGGUACAUCUCAGUGACUGUGCCCAAGCUGCUGUUCAGCUUUUGGUCUAUGAACAACAGCAUUUCCUUCACUCACUGCAUGGCACAGCUUUACUUCUUCAUUGCACUCAUGUGCACAGAAUGUGUGCUCCUGGCUGCCAUGGCCUACGACCGUUAUGUGGCCAUCUGCCGUCCACUCCACUAUCCCACCAUCAUGAGCCACAGGCUCUGUUUCCAUUUGGCUUUUGGUUCCUGGGGCAUCGGCUUUGGCAUCUCUCUGGCAAAGAUCUUCUUCAUCUCCCGUCUCUCCUUCUGCGGGCCCAAUGUCAUCAAUCACUUCUUCUGUGACAUCUCCCCAGUACUCAACCUCUCCUGCACAGACAUGUCCCUAGCUGAGCUGGUAGACUUUGUCCUGGCCCUAAUCAUCUUCCUCUGCCCACUCUCAAUCACAGUGCUGUCCUAUGGGUGCAUCCUUGCCACUGUGUUACGCAUGCCCACAGGAAAGCAGAAAGCUUUCUCCACGUGUGCUUCCCACCUGGUGGUGGUUACCAUCUUCUACUCUGCCACGAUUUUCAUGUAUGCCCGGCCCCGAGCAAUCCAUGCCUUCAAUAUGAACAAAAUUAUCUCCAUCUUCUAUGCCAUUGUCACCCCCGCUCUCAACCCUUUCAUUUACUGCCUCAGGAAUCGGGAAGUGAAAGAAGCUCUGAAGAAAUUGUGCUGUUACCAGGCAACUGGGUCUGACUAG
Molecule: messenger RNA, 936 nt
Organism: Cavia porcellus (domestic guinea pig)
Lineage: Eukaryota; Metazoa; Chordata; Mammalia; Rodentia; Caviidae
Product: olfactory receptor 6B1
Exons: 1
Coding region: 1-936 (311 amino acids)
Biological process (GO): G protein-coupled receptor signaling pathway
Cellular component (GO): membrane
Molecular function (GO): G protein-coupled receptor activity; olfactory receptor activity
Source: RefSeq, a predicted model, not a curated record